Colias croceus (clouded yellow) is the source of this 2305-nucleotide messenger RNA. RefSeq names its product SET and MYND domain-containing protein 4 (gene Smyd4-3). Bases 193 to 2247 code for a protein of 684 amino acids. The transcript is spliced from 7 exons. The record is from RefSeq and is a predicted model, not a curated record. NCBI's taxonomy places the organism in Eukaryota, Metazoa, Arthropoda, Insecta, Lepidoptera, Pieridae. Gene Ontology annotation, molecular function: protein binding.
UUCAAAACAUCGGACAGAACAGAUCAGAUGUGCGGGCCAAAAAUAAAAAUAGAAUCAGUCGCCAUUGCGUUCCACCGGCUUUCACUAACCCACUGAGUAUAACCUAAAAAUUUAGUGCAUUGGUGUUAUUUUAACUUAUCCUUGUCUAUAUAGUAAUAAGUGCUGAAAGAAGCAGUAAAUUCAAAUAGUAACAUGGACGGGGUAGACGAAGGAUUCUUUAAAAAAUUUCAUGAGAGCAUCAGCAACGCUCUGGACGACGUGACAAAAAAUAAUUUCGCAAAUUUCGAAACAAACCCAAAACGCGUAUCCUAUUUAUGUAGCUUGCCCGUUGUAAAAUCUUUCAACCUUGCAGCUGAAGUGGAAAAGUGUAAGAAUGGCGGAGUGUUCCCCGUAAAAAAGGAUUUAGAGAAAGCACGACAACUGAAAAAUGAAGGCAAUAAAGCUGUACAAAAAGGCGAUUGGGUUAAGGCCAUGAGUUUGUACAGUGUUAGCAUGUUGUAUAUGCCACAAAAGGAAACCGAAGAAUUGUCCAUUCUGUUCGCAAACCGAUCGGCGGCACUCAAUCAUUUGGAACGAUAUGAAGAGUCCUUAGAUGACAUUAAGCGGUGUCUGGCUUUGGGCUAUCCACGGCAUCUACGGUACAAAGUGUACGAGCGAAGGGCUAGGUGCUUACUCGUUCUUAAAAGAAACCAAGAGAGCAUUAAGGCUUUCCAAGACACUAUUCUAGCUCUUGAUGAAGCUAACACACUAGACAAAGAAAAGCGAUCAAAGCUGAGAACUGAUGCGAAACUUAUGCUAGAAGUACUGAAUAAGGGUCUAGUCUUAGCUGGUAAUCCCAAAGACCCUGAGCCGCUUAAUAAAACGCCACCUAAACCAAAGCUUCCCGGAAAACACAAUUCUAACUAUCCUGCUGCAUCUGACGCUAUCCACAUAGACUUUGAUGAAGUAAGGGGAAGAUAUGCGACAGCAGCAAGAGACAUUCAAGCUGGAGAAACUAUUUUGGUCGAAAAACCACACAGCGGUGUUCUCUUGGGAGAAUAUUCUGCAACUCAUUGCCAAAACUGUUUUAUUAAAUGUCCUAUACCUUUGGCUUGCCCAACGUGUUCAAAUGUCGUCUUCUGUAGCGAUAAGUGUAAAGAAACAGCAUUGAAAUCGUAUCACAGUUACGAGUGUCCCAUAUUACCACUGCUAUGGAAGUCUGGUUGUUCAGUGACUUGUCAUAUAGCUCUGCGCAUGAUAACUCAAAACAAGAAAGAAUAUUUCCAAGAAAUAAGUAAAAACUUAGAUGCGCCACCUUCGCUACCAUAUAAAACCAACGAUUACAAAAAUAUCCUUAAAUUAGUUUCCCAUGAAGAUAAACGGACAAAACAAGAUUUCUUACACAGAAGUCAGAUGGCGGUAUUCCUGGUUAAGUUGCUCGAAUUAAGCGGAUACUUUGAUAAUAAACCCAGAGAUAAACCCAUUGAAAUUGAUGAAAUAAAAACGAUGGAAGUAUCAAACAAGCACUUAGAAGACGUUGAAUUAUUUGGUGGAUUAUUAUUGCAAAACCUUCAAGUACUGCAAUUUAAUGCUCAUGAAGUGUUUGAGUUACAAUGCCCGAAGCCAAGGCUUGAACAAAAUAUAAUAAAACACAAUGGAAAUUCGGUCUUCCUUGCUGGCGCAGUGUUUCCUACGCUCGCUCUAUUUAAUCACUCCUGUGACCCUGGUGUUGUGAGAUACUUUUGCGGCCCAUACAUCGUCGUUCGAGCGGUGAAAAAUAUUAAAAAGGGAGAAGAAGUAGCCGAGAACUACGGGCCUAUAUUCACCACAAUGCCCAAAGACAAGAGGCAAGCACAACUAAAGGAUCAGUACUGGUUCGACUGCAAGUGCCUUCCCUGUGAACAAAACUGGCCACUUUAUGAAAAGAUGACUGAAAACUAUAUGAGAUUCAAGUGCGAUUCAGACCAGCCGUGUUCCAACGUAAUACCGGUGCCGCACGACUGCACUGAGUUCAUGGUCAAGUGCGGUCUGUGCCAACAGUUUACGAACAUUCUGAAGGGGCUGAAAUCACUGCAGGAUACAGAGGUGAUGUACAAGCUUGGCCGAGCUGCAAUGGAAGAGGGAAAAUACGGGCAAGCAAUGAAAAAAUUGGUAGAAGUGUUGAAACUGUAUGACGCUACAUUAGCACCCCCCUAUCAGUCUUAUUAUGAUUGUGUCCAAGAUCUACGACGCUGCAUGUUGUCACUUGGCAACUAUAGUAUUGUAUAAUAAGAACAUUCUUAACAAAUCUUUGUUUUUUUAUAAUAAAUUGAUGAUUUAAGAGUUA